UCUGCUCUCUCUUUCUAUCAUCAUCAAAAUCGCUCCUUUUCUUUUUUUUGAUUAAUUCUUACAAAACAUAAAAACAUAAAAAAGAAAAAAGAAACUUAAAAAAAAGCUCCGAAAUUUCAGACGAUAAGUCCUAACUAUUAGAUGAUUCGAUGCUUCUCGCAGACAUGAACCUCAAAACCCUAGCGAUUACGCCUCUACUCCUACUCCUUUCCUCCUUCUUCUUCCAUCUUCGAGGAGCAGCAUUUGGUUCAUCAAAGGCCUUUCAUUGUCUUCUGCUUCUCUCAUGUCUCUUGCUCUCCUCAGUCAACACACUCCACAACUUGGCUGACUAUGACUCUCUUGGUUCCAACAACAUUAUUGCUGAAAGGUUUCAGAGCUUUAACGGUGGAGGGAGUGUAGCAGUUCAGAAUGUUUGUCCCAGUUCACACCUCUUCUCUUUGCUUCCAGCUUUAGGAUCAGAGUAUCAGUUUGAUCAUGUUGUCACUUUCUUCAGGCCUCCUUCUUGUCCAGGCAAAUCAUUGUUGAGUAACAACAAUCUAUCUGGUGUUGUGUGGCUGUCUAUGAAGCCUGUCCACAUCAUAGAGUUUCAGCCUUUUACUGGUUUCUCACGCAUAGGAGGUACCAAACCUUUGUCCAAAGAGCUCUUUGCUAAGAAGAACACAAGGGAGCUGAGUAUCUCUGUCUCGGGUAAACAGUGUGGAGGAUUGUCUAUAGAACCAGGGGAGGACUCAAUCAAGUUUCUCUUCUUCUACCAGACAGAACAACUCUCUUGUGCAUCUGGAGUUGCUGUUUUUGCAGUGCCUAUGAAGUCCACAGCGCCUGUUUUGAUGCUUAGUCUUUGCAAGAAACCAGUCUCCUCCUGGUGGUUGCGGGUCAAGAAACUCUCAGUGGCGCUUCUUAUUGCCGUUGCGUUGCUUAUUCUGAUAUUUUGCUUCAACGAUCACUUCAUCGAAGAGAGAAACAACAUUGCGGUUAAAAAAGUUGCGAAGCCAUCUACUACCAUCACUAUCUCCCUUGAAAUGGAUACUCUGCUAAGAUCCAUAAGCAAAGAGACGUUGCAAGGGUCCAGUGAGGUGGUUUCGGAGAGCAGUAUAAAGCCAGUUUCUGCAUCUUCUUCUUCUCAAGCAGAAGCUGUGAACCUCACUGUAAAGACUACGAAGAGAAGGCGUAACAAGAAGAAGAAGAAGAAGGGAGCAGUCCUUGAGUUAACAUCGGAGCGCACAGAUGUUUCAAGUAGUCAGAGUGGGAACUCAACUCCAAGAUCUCCAAUGUCACCAAAACCACCAGUUGUUGUUACUACUCAAACCCCAACGAAGCUGACUCCAAAACCUGUGUUAUCGCAUGCAGCAACGUUUCCUGUUUCGGUGGCUAAUAAGUCAGUGAUCAGCUCUUUGGCUCCAAAUGUGAGAGCUCCUGGAGCCAAGAAAUCAAGAGGUGAAGUAGAGAAAGAAGAAGAAGAGUAUUAUAGGUAUGAUAUAUGGGGAGAUCACUUGACGGGGCUUCAUUUGAUGGAUAGGUUUAAGCAAGUCAGAGAAGGUAGAAGCUCGUGUUUUGCUGAAGAAGAAGAGUCUGUGUCUUUUUUUGUUAAGGGUCCUCCUCUUCUUCACAACUUGUUAACAGGCUCUCAUGCCAAACCAAUGGGUCUAAUAAAGAAAUAA
Messenger RNA from Eruca vesicaria subsp. sativa (arugula), 1658 nucleotides. The record is from the annotation of a GenBank genome assembly. NCBI's taxonomy places the organism in Eukaryota, Viridiplantae, Streptophyta, Magnoliopsida, Brassicales, Brassicaceae.